AUGGAUUAUUUGUCUAAGUUUAGCAUCACUGAGCCUAUAUUGAGUUUUGUUGGGAGAAAUGAUUCUCUUGAAGACCACUUGGUGAAGCUCUACUGUGUUCAUGCUAAAGCAAUCAAGCAAUAUGAAGAUAUUAAUAGUGGUCCUUAUACGAAGAUUUAUAGAGACUUUGCAGAUGAAGAUCAAGGGUAUCUGCUGAAUUACAACGAUAACAAUCUCGAUCUAAAUGAUAAUCGUGGUAAGAAUAAAGGUCUUCAAGAUUAUCCUGUUCAUACAUGGAGGAUGUACGAUUAUAUUAAUAUAGAUAUAUAUUAUGAUGAAAUGAAGAUAUGGUGCGAAACUAAUGAUUUAGGGAUAUAUGAAUCAUCUAUACAUCCGAAAUAUUAUAAGUCUGUUAUUGCACGUCAUCAUGAGGAAGGAGGUAUUAGCGUUAUAGGUUUUGAAACAGCUGAAGGAGCGACUACUGCAGCUGCUAAAAAAGAAGAAGAUGAAAAUGAAGAAGCAUCGGCGAAGAUGAUAAAACCAAAUGCAUAAGACGGCUCAACCCAAAGUACCAGCAAGACUAAGUCUCCUUUUCCCUUUUCUUAAAGCUUUGCAAAUAAUAUUGUGGAUUUAUGUUCCUCUCUUUGAGGACAAACCCACGUUCCCUUUCUUUUGCUUUGUGCUUCCAAGUUUGUAGGAGUUGAUACUCCAAUAUUAUACAUUGUAAACAAAAAAAAUGAAUAAAGACUUUUGGAGAUUAGCUCC
Molecule: messenger RNA, 744 nt
Organism: Arabidopsis lyrata subsp. lyrata
Lineage: Eukaryota; Viridiplantae; Streptophyta; Magnoliopsida; Brassicales; Brassicaceae
Exons: 4
Coding region: 1-531 (176 amino acids)
Source: RefSeq, a predicted model, not a curated record